This is a messenger RNA of Hyaloscypha bicolor E, 867 nucleotides long. RefSeq names its product s-adenosylmethionine mitochondrial carrier protein-like protein. Bases 1 to 867 code for a protein of 288 amino acids. Lineage: Eukaryota; Fungi; Ascomycota; Leotiomycetes; Helotiales; Hyaloscyphaceae. The transcript has a single exon. Gene Ontology annotation, molecular function: S-adenosyl-L-methionine transmembrane transporter activity. The record is from RefSeq and is a predicted model, not a curated record. Gene Ontology annotation, cellular component: mitochondrial inner membrane.
AUGUCGUCCCAGACUCCUUGGUCGUUUUCCACAGCCCUGCUCUCUGGAGCUCUUGCUGGCACAACCGUCGACCUCUCUCUCUACCCCCUCGACACAUUGAAGACCAGGCUACAGUCAUCUUCCGGAUUCCUCGCAUCUGGGGGAUUCUCCGGAAUCUACCGUGGAGUUGGCAGCGCAAUCGUUGGCUCGGCACCCGGUGCAGCGCUCUUUUUCUGCACGUACGAAUACUCAAAGAGCUUUCUCUCCGCAAGACGGCACGCGAAGCAAGUAACGGAAGGACAGGCGGGAGAAUGGGCUGCACCAAUUGAACACAUGCUGGCUGCUAGUCUUGGAGAGGUGGCUGCGUGUGCCGUCAGGGUCCCUACAGAGGUUGUGAAGCAGAGGGCCCAGGCUGGGCAGUAUUCAUCUUCGCUAUUCGCUUUGCGGGCAAUUCUAUCUCAACACCGUGCGAUCGGUGUAUCUGGGGUCUGGAUGGAGCUGUACCGGGGAUGGUCUGUUACAAUUAUGAGGGAGGUGCCGUUCACGGUCAUACAAUUUCCCCUUUGGGAAUCUAUGAGAGAAUAUCGAAGGAGGAAAUCAGGGAGGGAUACUAUCAGUGCUUUGGAGAGUGGCCUCUUUGGUAGUGCUGCUGGAGCUGUUGCUGCCGGGAUAACAACCCCCCUGGAUGUUUUGAAGACGAGAAUGAUGUUGGCCAAAGAGAAGACUGCCAUGUUUUCUUUGCUGAGGCAAAUUCUGAAAAACAGCGGACCGAGGGCUUUCUUUGCAGGCAUAGGACCCAGAGUCUUGUGGAUCAGCGCUGGUGGAGCCAUCUUCCUUGGGUCAUAUCAGUGGGCAUACAACUCGUUGUCUGGUGAGGGAAGCUUAUAG